AAUUUAGAGAUACAGUACAAAGAGAAAGUCGAGAGAAUUCCGAUUACUAAAGUCACGGGUUUCUUCUUCUUCUUCUUCCUCCUCCUAAUAUCUGAUCUAACCACAAACCAGAUUCCAUUCGAUUUCUAGGUUUCAGGUUUGGUGAUCGGAAACAUCAUGCGCCGGGAAGUUGUAUUGCCGUUGUUCCUGCUCUGUUUCUUCGCCAUGGAUCUUGUUCGAACUGCCCAUUCAAUCUGGUUGAACUUGCCUCCAUCUGGGACCAAGUGCGUCUCCGAGGAAAUCCAGACCAACGUUGUUGUUCUUGCCGAUUAUGUCGUCGUCGCCGAUCAUACUCACUCCCCCACCAUUUCUGUCAAGGUGACAUCUCCAUACGGGAACAAUCUUCAUCACUCAGAGAAUGUAACACAUGGCCAGUUUGCGUUUACUACUACGGAGGCUGGUAAUUAUCUAGUAUGUUUCUGGUUGACUGACCACACGCAUCAAGCUGGUAUUGAGAUAAGUGUCAACCUUGAUUGGAGAACUGGGAUUGCAGCCAAGGAUUGGGAAUCAGUUGCAAAAAAGGAGAAGAUUGAGGGUGUUGAACUCGAGCUGAGGAAACUCGAGGGAGCAGUCGAAGCUAUCCAUGAAAAUCUACUCUAUCUCAAGGAAAGAGAAGCAGAUAUGAGGAUGGUCAGUGAGAGAACAAACGCACGAGUUGCGUGGUAUAGCAUCAUGUCCUUGGGUGUCUGCAUUGUUGCUUCUACUUUACAGAUAUGGUACUUGAAGCGAUUUUUUCAGAAGAAAAAACUUAUUUAGAGAGUACUGUUCUUUCAGAAAGAGAAUUUGCUUGUUUAGUUUUAUUUCCUCAUACGAAGUAGAGAAGUUUUGACACGAACUGCAAACCAUGUAGGUUUGUUUAUAAUUUUUAUUCCAGAUUUUGUUUUUCCUCUGUUUCUUUGAAGCUGUGAGAAUUUAGUGAGUUUUGAUUCCUGAGAUUCAAUGUAUGCAUCCUUUAUACGAUCAGGAGUCUUAGAGAAACUGAAGGUCAAGGAGAUAUAGAUCAUAUAAUUUGAUCAAAAUGUGAGCAUAUUCGAAAUAGUUGCAAAUCA
This is a messenger RNA of Benincasa hispida (wax gourd), 1088 nucleotides long. RefSeq names its product transmembrane emp24 domain-containing protein p24delta3-like. The record is from RefSeq and is a predicted model, not a curated record. NCBI's taxonomy places the organism in Eukaryota, Viridiplantae, Streptophyta, Magnoliopsida, Cucurbitales, Cucurbitaceae.